AUGGCCUUCAAUGACCUCCUGAAGCAGUUGGGGGGCAUCGGCCGCUUCCAGAAGAUCCAAGUCACUCUGCUGCUCCUCCCCCUGCUGCUGAUGGCCCCCCACAACAUCCUACAGAACUUCACGGCCGCCAUCCCCGCCCACCACUGCCGCCCGCCGGCCAGCGCCAACCUCAGCAAGGACGGGGAGCUGGAGGCCUGGCUGCCCCGGGACAGGCGGGGGCGGCCCGAGUCCUGCCUCCGCUUCACCUCCUUGCAAUGGGGACCACCCUUCCCCAAUGGCACCGAGGCCAACGGCACAGAGGCCACAGAGCCCUGCCCCGAUGGCUGGAUCUACGACAACAGCACCUUCCCUUCCACCAUCGUGAGUGAGUGGGACCUUGUGUGCUCCCACAGGGCCUUGCGCCAGCUGGCUCAGUCCCUGUACAUGGUAGGGGUGCUUCUCGGAGCCAUGGUGUUCGGAUACCUGGCAGACAGGCUGGGCCGCCGGAAGGUGCUGAUCUGGAACCACCUGCAGACAGCGGUGUCAGGGACCUGCGCAGCCUUUGCCCCCAGCUUCCCCAUCUACUGUGCCUUCCGGCUCCUCACGGGCAUGUCCAUGGCUGGCGUCUUGCUCAACAGCAUAACCCUGAAUAUGGAGUGGAUGCCCAUCCACACUCGGGCUUAUGUGGGCGCCAUGGCUGGCUAUUUCUACAGCCUGGGCCAGUUAGUCCUGGCUGGAGUGGCCUAUGCUGUGCCCCACUGGCGCCACCUGCAGCUGCUGGUCUCUCUGCCUUUCUUCGUCUCCUUCAUCUACUCCUGGUUCUUCAUCGAGUCAGCCCGCUGGUACUCCUCCUCCGGGAGGCUGGACCUCGCCCUGAAGACCCUUCAGAGAGUGGCCCAGAUCAAUGGGAAGCAGGAUGAGGGGGCCAAGCUAAGUAUGGAGGUCCUUCGGUCCAGUGUGCAGAAGGAGCUGACCCUGGGCAAAGGCCAGGCCUCGGCCAUGGAGCUGCUGCGCUGCCCCACCCUGCGCCCCCUCUUCCUCUGCCUCUCCCUGCUGUGGUUUGCCACUAGCUUCUCCUACUACGGGCUGGUCAUGGACCUGCAAGGCUUUGGGGUUAGCAUCUACCUCAUUCAGGUAAUCUUCGGAGCUGUGGACCUGCCUGCCAAGCUUGUGAGCUUCCUUGUCAUCCACAACCUGGGCCGCCGACCUGCCCAGGUGGCCUCACUGCUUCUGGCUGGCAUCUGCAUCCUGGUCAAUGGGGUGUUACCCCAGGAUCAGUCCAUUGUCCGAACCUCCCUUGCUGUGCUGGGGAAGGGCUGCCUGGCUUCCUCCUUCAACUGCAUCUUUCUAUACACUGGGGAGCUGUACCCCACAGUGAUUCGGCAGACAGGCCUAGGGAUGGGCAGCACCAUGGCCCGAGUGGGCAGCAUCUCGAGCCCGCUGGUGAGCAUGGCCGCCGAGCUCCUCCCCUCCCUGCCUCUCUUCGUCUACGGUGCGGUCCCCGUGGUGGCCAGCAUUGUCACUGCCUUCCUGCCGGAGACCCUGGGCCAUCCCCUGCCGGACACAGUGCAGGACUUGGAAAACAGGUGA
Miniopterus natalensis is the source of this 1569-nucleotide messenger RNA. RefSeq names its product solute carrier family 22 member 6 (gene SLC22A6). Gene Ontology annotation, biological process: transmembrane transport. Gene Ontology annotation, molecular function: transmembrane transporter activity. Lineage: Eukaryota; Metazoa; Chordata; Mammalia; Chiroptera; Miniopteridae. Gene Ontology annotation, cellular component: membrane. The record is from RefSeq and is a predicted model, not a curated record.